Molecule: messenger RNA, 3893 nt
Organism: Pteronotus mesoamericanus
Lineage: Eukaryota; Metazoa; Chordata; Mammalia; Chiroptera; Mormoopidae
Gene: TRAPPC9
Product: trafficking protein particle complex subunit 9
Exons: 24
Coding region: 185-3649 (1154 amino acids)
Cellular component (GO): trans-Golgi network
Source: RefSeq, a predicted model, not a curated record
CGCGGGGCCGCGGCGCCUGAAGCUGCCCUCGAGGGCCAGUGCCGGGCACCCGGAGGCACCGCCGCCCCCGGAGCCCCUGCAGGGUUCGCUCGGGCUGGGUAGCUUUUCUUACGCGGUGGGGCGGACUGCGGUGCGGAGGGGGAGACAGUUUUCCAGGGAGAUCGUUUUCAGUAGGGACUUCGCCAUGAGUGUCCCCGAUUACAUGCAGUGUGCUGAGGACCACCAGACACUCCUCGUGGUGGUCCAGCCCGUGGGGAUCGUCUCGGAAGAGAACUUCUUCCGGAUCUACAAGAGGAUUUGUUCCGUGAGCCAGAUCAGCGUGCGAGACUCCCAGCGAGUGCUGUACAUCCGCUACCGGCACCACUACCCACCCGAGAACAACGAGUGGGGUGACUUCCAGACCCACCGCAAGGUCGUGGGCCUCGUCACCAUCACGGACUGCUUCUCGGCCAAGGACUGGCCGCAGACCUUCGAGAAGUUCCACAUGCAGAAGGAGAUCUAUGGCGCCACACUUUACGACUCCAGGCUCUUCGUCUUUGGGCUGCAGGGGGAGGUGGCCGAGCAGCCGCGCACUGACGUGGCCUUCUACCCCAGCUACGAGGACUGCCAGACCGUGGAGAGGAGGGUCGAGGACUUCAUCGAGUCGCUCUUCAUCGUGCUCGAGUCCAAGCGCCUGGACAGGGCCACAGACAAGUCCGGGGACAAGGUCCCUCUGCUCUGUGUCCCGUUUGAGAAAAAGGACUUCGUGGGCCUGGACACAGACAGUAGUAUGUUGUUGGGUCUGAAAAGGCAUUACAAGAAGCGGUGCCAGGGGCGCAUGCGGAAGCACGUGGGGGACCUGUGUCUGCAGGCGGGCAUGCUGCAGGACUCCCUGGUGCACUACCACCUGUCCGUGGAGCUCCUCCGCUCCGUGAAUGACUUCCUGUGGCUCGGAGCUGCCCUUGAAGGGCUAUGUUCGGCUUCUGUCAUCUAUCACUAUCCUGGUGGGACCAGUGGCAAGUCCGGGUCUCGGAGGUUCCAGGGGGGCUCCCUGCCGGCAGAGGCGGCCAACAGACACCGGCCAGGGGCACAAGAAGUUCUCAUUGACCCAGGCGCCCUCACCACCAACGGCAUCAACGCCGACACCAGCACCGAAAUCGGGCGCGCCAAGAACUGCCUCAGCCCGGAGGACAUCAUCGACAAGUACAAGGAGGCCAUCUCCUACUACAGCAAGUACAAGAACGCUGGCGUGAUUGAGCUGGAGGCGUGCGUCAAAGCCGUGCGUGUCCUGGCCAUUCAGAAGCGGAGCAUGGACGCUUCAGAGUUUCUCCAGAACGCCGUUUACAUUAACCUCCGGCAGCUUUCGGAGGAGGAGAAGAUUCAGCGCUACAGCAUCCUCUCUGAGCUCUACGAGCUGAUCGGCUUCCGGCGCAAGUCCGCCUUCUUCAAGCGGGUGGCGGCCAUGCAGUGCGUGGCGCCCAGCAUCGCGGAGCCUGGCUGGAGAGCCUGCUACAAGCUCCUGCUGGAGACUCUGCCGGGCUACAGCCUGUCGCUGGACCCGAAGGACUUCAACAAAGGCAUGCACCGGGGCUGGGCUGCUGUGCAGAUGCGUUUGCUCCACGAGCUGGUCUACGCCUCCCGCAGAAUGGGGAACCCCGCCCUGUCCGUCCGGCACCUGUCCUUCCUCCUGCAGACCAUGCUGGACUUCCUGUCGGAUCAAGAAAAGAAAGACGUGACUCAAAGCCUGGAGAGCUCUACGUCCAAGUGCCCGGGGACGAUGGAGCUCAUCACGCUGCCCGACGGCCUCACCCUGCCGCCCGUGCCCCUCACCAAACUGCCCAUCGUCAGGCGUGUGAAACUGCUGAACCUCCCUGCCAGCCUCCGGCCACAGAAAAUGAAAAGCCUGCUGGGUCAGAAUGUGUCCACCAAGAGCCCGUUCAUCUACUCGCCGAUCAUCGCCCACAGCCGCGGGGAGGAGCGCAGCAAGAAGAUCGAUUUCCAGUGGGUCCAAGGAGAUGUGUGUGAGGUCCAGCUGAUGGUGUACAACCCCAUGCCGUUCGAACUCCGCGUGGAAAACAUGGGGCUCCUCACGAGCGGAGUGGAGUUCGAGUCUCUUCCGGCGGCGCUUUCCCUCCCGGCCGAGUCUGGUCUGUACCCUGUGACGCUCGUUGGGGUCCCCCAGACAACGGGAACGAUCACUGUCAACGGCUACCAUACCACCGUCUUCGGCGUCUUCAGCGACUGCUUGCUGGACAGCCUCCCGGGAAUAAAGACCAGCGGCUCCACAGUCGAAGUGGUCCCUGCCCUGCCCCGGCUGCAGAUCAGCACGUCGCUGCCCAGAUCUGCACAUUCACUGCAGCCUUCCUCUGGGGACGAAGUAUCCACGCAUGUGUCGGUCCAGCUCUACAAUGGAGAGGCUCAGCAGCUGGUCAUUACCCUGGAGAAUAUUGGCCUGGAGCCACUGGAGAAGCUAGAGGUCACCUCCAAAAUCCUCACCACCAAAGAAAAACUGUACGGCGACUUCUUGAGCUGGAAGCUAGAAGAAACCCUGGCCCAGUUCCCUCUGCAACCUGGAAAGGUGGCCACUUUCACUGUCGACAUCAAAGUGAAGCUGGAUUUCUCCUGCCAGGAGAACCUCCUCCAAGACCUCAGCGACGAUGGGAUCAGUGUGAGCGGCUUCCCGCUGUGCAGUCCCUUCCGACAGGUCGUUCGGCCGCGCGUGGAGAGCAAACCCGCGAAUCCGCCUGAGGGCAGCAAGCCCGGGGACCCGAGCCACGUGAAGGCCCUGGAAGCGGUCCUGCACUUCAAGUACUCCGGAGGCCCGGGCCACGCCGCGGGCUACCACAGGAGCCUGUCCCUGGGGCUGCGCGCGGAGGUGGAGCCAUCGGUGUUCUUCACCCGGGUCAGCACGCUGCCGGCAACCAGCUCCCGGCAGUGCCACCUGCUCCUGGAUGUCUUCAACUCCACGGAGCGCGAGCUGACAGUCAGCGCCCGCAGCAGCGAGGAGCUGACCCUGCACGCGGGCGAGUGCCAGCGAAUGGCUAUUCAAGUGGACAAGUUCAACUUUGAGAGUUUCCCAGAGUCCCCUGGAGAGAAGGCGCAAUUUGCAAAUUCAAAGCAGCUGGAAGAGGAGAGGCAGGAAGCGCGAGGCCUGGAGAUCAACAGCAAGCUGGGCAUCCGCUGGCGAAUCCCCUCCCUGAAGCGCACAGGCGAGGCGAGCGUGGAAGGACUCCUGAAUCAGCUGGUCCUGGAGCAUCUGCAGCUGGCUCCUCUACAGUGGGAUGUGCUGGUGGAUGGACAGCCGUGUGACUGCGAGGCGGCAGCCUGCCGGGUCGGUGACCCCAUACGCCUGGAGGUGCGGCUGACCAACCGCAGCCCGCGCAGCGUGGGGCCCUUCGCGCUCACCGUAGUCCCCUACCAGGACCACCAGAACGGCGUACACAACUACGACCUGCGCAGCGCCGUCUCCUUCGUGGGCUCCAGCACCUUCUACCUGGACGCGGCGCAGCCCUCCAGCCAGUCGGCCUGCCUCGGGGCCCUCCUCUUCCUCUACACGGGCGACUUCUUCCUCCACAUCCGCUUCCACGAGGACAGCACGAGCAAGGAGCUGCCGCCCUCCUGGUUCUGCCUGCCCAGUGUGCACGUGCGCGCCCUGGAGGGGCGGGCCUGAGCCGCCCACGGGACUGGGCCCACGGGGGCGGGGGCUGGCCUGUCACCCCGGUGGGGGCGAGCCUUCACUGUAGCUCCUGUCCGCCCCCAGCCCCGGCCCCCACGCUGUGUACCCCUUUUUCCGGCAGCAUCCUUCCCCGGCCGUGCACAUCGCCCCGGUGCAGCAGCCUCACCGCAGCCCACACUGCCCCCGGGGCCUGACGCCAGGGCGGGUGCUGACCAGACCCCAGGGGUGGCACCCACCC